AUUGAAAAGUAAAUGUUUCAAAUCGCUAGGUAGGUAUUGUUGUUUCAAGUAUUUUUGAAAUCUAAAUGAUAAACAAUAUUUCUUUAAAAGAUGGACACUGAAGAUAUAGCAUUAAGUGAGGAUGAAGAAGAAAUUACAGCUGAGACCGUUUUAAAAACUCUUCAAAACGCUUGGCAAAAUGAGCGUUUAUCUCCAGAAAUACUGCCCCAUCAUAACGACAUGGUCGAAUGUAUGUUAGGACAAAUACAACACAUGGAGCGAAAUAUCAAUAAACUACCCAAAACUGAUCUUCGCUCAUGUAUUCAUAAAAUGGAAUUAAAUAGAAUUAAGUAUAUUAUUUGUAAUUAUCUUAAAACUAGGUUAAAUAAAAUAGAAAACUACUGCAUUGCUAUAGUCAAUGAGGAGAAGCAAAGAAUAGAGUCUGGAACGAAUUAUUUAACGCCAUCUGAAUUUAGAUAUGCCCAAGAAUAUGUAUUGAACAUGGAGAAUCAUUUGAAGAAUACAGUACUUGAUCAUGUUCCGGGGAAUAUGCAAACAUUUGAAUUCAAUAAAAUGGCUAUAUAUCCAAAUUAUCAAUCUCAUGUCUUUCUUAAAGCUAAUGAAACAGUAAAUGGUGUUGUUUUAGAAGACCUCCUAGGUGACCAAGAUGAGGAAAUAGAUUUAGAAGAGGGAUCCCAGCAUAUACUGCAAUACAAGCCAAUAGCAGAUUUAGUAAAAAAUGGCAAGGUGCAACUCGUAUAGUUUAGUAUAAUACAAACAAUAAUUUUAUA
Nymphalis io (European peacock) is the source of this 770-nucleotide messenger RNA. It is a transcript of the gene Sld5, whose product is annotated as DNA replication complex GINS protein SLD5. Lineage: Eukaryota; Metazoa; Arthropoda; Insecta; Lepidoptera; Nymphalidae. The record is from RefSeq and is a predicted model, not a curated record. Bases 91 to 741 code for a protein of 216 amino acids. Gene Ontology annotation, biological process: double-strand break repair via break-induced replication; DNA-templated DNA replication. The transcript has 2 exons. Gene Ontology annotation, cellular component: GINS complex.